CGGAUCGCAAACUUUUAUUUUUGUCUUUCUUCAUUAAAUUUUCUUCGCAAGAAUAUUUAGCCCCCAUCGAAUUACUCCUCUUCUUCUUCUUUUUCCUCCUUCUUCUCUGUUUCAUUCUAAUUGGGAUUCAGCUUGGGUUGCACAGAGCUGCUGAAUCGAAGCCAUGGAAUUCCAGAAGCUAUCCGACAAGGCCAUGGGAAUCUUCGCUGAUUUCUUCUGGUUCAUCUUCACCAGUUCCUUGAUUUGGGCGAUCAGUUUCGCAGGCAUGCAUUUCUUGAGACCUAAGAAAGGAAGUGAUUCUCAGAGUGCAAUUGAUUUGAGGAGGAAGGACGAUGAGGUUAACAACGAAGAGGAAGAAGAGCCGCCGACGCUUUGUUUCAAGUUUCAGUAUCAGUUUUCUGAUCAACAACAGCAGCUGAUCAAGCAGCAAGCGGUUGACGGCGAGACAACGCCGCCGCCGUCUGCCAACGCUAGGAUUCACAACUACAGCUUCUUGUCCGGGAAAGAUUUCACCGGGUUCGUCGAACAGCCGCCGGCGGCAAAAACUUAUCGAGUUUUUCAGGAUUCUUAUCGAGAUCCUCCUGACCAUGCUUCCUUUAGCUCUUUAUCAUUGAAAGACUUCCCGCGGCGACGACGAAGUUCAACAGACCGGCGGCAGGGACAAAUCGACGCCGCCGGCGAGAAGUUUCCGGCCGACAAGUCGACAAAGUCAGAUUCUUUGAGAAGAACUAGUUCGGUUUCACCAAAAUACUUUCGCCGACGGAGGAGUUCGAGUGUUAAGGCAGACAAUUUUGCAGACGAAGUUGAUCAUGGAGAUAUCUAUAUUCAUCCCAAGUUUUCCGGCUUCAAUUCGGAAGCUGAAUCCAUUUCUGAUGCUGAUUCAGUGAAGGCUGAGAGCUUUGUGUCUUCGAAAGCUUCCCGAAAACCGUAUGCAAGCAAUCGAGCAAAUUUAUCAGUUGAAUUUGGAAGAGUUUAUCGAGGAAGGUUUAUGUUCAAUGAGUUUGCAGGAUUGGAUUCGGACACCGAAAGCUUUAGUGCAAGUGAUGGUUAUUCUGUCAAGGAGUUGCUUGUGGAUUCAGAUAGCAAUGGCCUUUUCUCUGAUACCGACUCCUCCGAUGACCAUGAACACAAAGCAAAUUCAGCUAGAUACAGUGGGAAAUUUUUGGAAGCUAUUAAAAGAGUUGAAAAACUACAAUCACAGCUUACUCAUAGCUAUGAUGCAGAAUCUGUUGCCGCAAACGAGGAGUUCUCCAAGCAAACCAUGUCGAAAGAGAAUGAACCCGAUGGAAAACUUGUUUGUGAUGAGAAGGUUAUGAAUCAAGGCCCUGAUGAAUCAACAGGAGUUCAGAAAUGUGAAGAAUCAACACCACCAAAUUUGAAUGACAAAGGUGAAGUGAAUCAAAACACUCGAAAAGGAUAUGAUGAUACUAGUAGCACCGGUGACACGGUUUCUGAAGCGUCGAGCGGAUUUGAUCUCUCCCCUCAUCCUCUUUUGGAGACAAUUUCAAGAACAGAUGAAGAAUUGGAUGGACUAGAGAAAGAACUAAAGAAGGAAAAGGAAGUGCCAUUAGUUGAUGAAUUGGAUGAUGAUGAGUAUGAUGAGUUGGAGUCCCUUUGGGAACAUGAGGAUCUCAUAGAGCAGCUAAAAAUAGAACUGAAAAGGGUGAGGGCCGCCGGCCUGCCUUCGAUCUCAGAGGAAUCGGUAGCCCCGAAAAUAGUUGAGGAUCUGAAACCAUGGAAGAUUGGCAAAAUUCAGCAAGAAGAUCCUAUAGAAGAGCUCCAUAAGUUCCACAAAAUUUAUCGAGGGAGGAUGUGGAAGCUCGACAUCUUGAACUAUCAGAAGAUGAACACAAUAGGAUUUCUCAACCUCAAGGAUCAUGUUCAUUCAAAGGGGCCUCAAAAGUCGGUCAUUCCGGCCAUCAAAUCCGUCCUCCUGCAGAAUCUAUGGUCCUGUAAUUUUCAAAUGGAUGUAGAUCCAUCUGACAAAUUGAUCAAGGAGGUGAAGAAUGAUUUGGAGCUUGUUGUUGUGGCACAAACAUGCCUUUCAUGGGAGUUCUUGCGUUGGCAGUAUGAGAAGUCUAGAGAGUUACCGGAAUUCGACCAUCAGUACAAUCAUGUAGCCGAUGAAUUCCAACAAUUCCAAGCGUUGCUGCAGAGGUUCAUAGAGGAUGAGCCUUUCCAAGGACCGAGAUUACCGAAUUAUCUCAAGAGUCGAUCUCUCGUUAAGAAUCUCCUCCAAGUUCCGGUCAUAAGAGAGGAUACCAUGAAGGAGAAGAUGGAGGAUGAAAGCAAGGGGAAUUUCAUUGUUACAAUUGAAACCCUUGAAGACAUAAUGGAGGAGUCCAUUAGGAUCUUUUGGGAAUUUGUGAAGGCGGACAAGGAUGAAACUCCAGGGUUUCUGAAGAUGUUAAUUGGAUCUCAUGCUGAACUUGAAGACCUUGCAGACUCCAAGCUCAUGUCAGAGAUCCAAAUCAAGUUGGAAAAGAAAGAAAAGAGACUGAAAGACAUUUUACGAACCGGGAAUUGCCUUGUGAAGAAGUUCAAGAAGCCUAAAGAAGACAGAUCGAAUCAAGAUCUCUUCUUCUCUCAAGUCGACCUGAAGCUGGUCGCAAGAGUGCUACGGAUGUCGAAGAUUACAACUCAUCAGCUGGUGUGGUGUGAUGCAAAGUUGAGCAACAUCUGGUUUGUGGAAGCAAAAGUUUAUAGGGAGCCUUCAUUUUUGCUCUUCCCCUGCUGAGUUUGUCAAUUUUGUUGUUGUAGUACAUAUAAAUCUAUACAUGUAAAUUUAGUAGAAAUUAGGCCUACACAAAAAUGAAUGUAUGUAUAAACAGGAUUAAUGGUGAAUCAUUUUACACAUGGUUGAUUCAUCCACAGAAUUUUAAAGGUGGAGAAGUUGAAUUCUUAGAAUAAAAUCAUAGUCAGAUAUA
Messenger RNA from Zingiber officinale, 2927 nucleotides. RefSeq lists its product as uncharacterized. The record is from RefSeq and is a predicted model, not a curated record. Lineage: Eukaryota; Viridiplantae; Streptophyta; Magnoliopsida; Zingiberales; Zingiberaceae. The transcript has 5 exons. The coding region runs from base 164 to 2737 and encodes 857 amino acids.